This is a messenger RNA of Crotalus tigris (Tiger rattlesnake), 546 nucleotides long. Its product is annotated as trefoil factor 3-like. The transcript is spliced from 3 exons. Bases 76 to 321 code for a protein of 81 amino acids. Gene Ontology annotation, biological process: maintenance of gastrointestinal epithelium. The record is from RefSeq and is a predicted model, not a curated record. NCBI's taxonomy places the organism in Eukaryota, Metazoa, Chordata, Lepidosauria, Squamata, Viperidae.
UUUUUUUGCCUAGACUCUGCAUAGUUAAUUUCUUGUGGAGCAUUAAAGAUUCCUGACAGAGGAAAGCAAGCUGCCAUGGAACAGAAGAAGUUCUGGUUAUUGGCAAUGGUCCUUGUCUUAGGAUUCAGCAGCCUGGCUAAUGGGUUUUUCCUGAAAUUACUUCCAGGACAAUGCCAAGUGCAACCGAAUGCCAGAGUGAACUGUGGAUACCCCUACAUCAGUGCUCAGGAAUGCUACAAUAGAGGAUGCUGUUUUGAUUCAAGUAUUGCUGGAGUCAUCUGGUGUUUCUUUCCAAAAGAUAAUACAGAAUGCUCCACCUAAAGUAAAUGGGAUCUCAGAACCUGUCGCCUUUUUCUAGAGUUCCUGAGGAAUUAAAAUAAAGCUACAUUUCAAUCUGUAGACAUACAUAUGCUCUCUUCUGUUAAAAUAAAUAUUGCCUAUGAGAUCAUGUCAACCUUAUCUUAAAAAUUAAAUAGAAUACUUAAACACAAGUGUAGCUUUUUCUAGUCUAUUGUUCUGCAAAUAAAAGCCUUGAGAACUUUCCUA